This is a messenger RNA of Phialemonium atrogriseum, 3503 nucleotides long. RefSeq lists its product as uncharacterized. The transcript is spliced from 2 exons. Gene Ontology annotation, molecular function: metal ion binding; protein binding. NCBI's taxonomy places the organism in Eukaryota, Fungi, Ascomycota, Sordariomycetes, Cephalothecales, Cephalothecaceae. The record is from RefSeq and is a predicted model, not a curated record. The coding region runs from base 355 to 3360 and encodes 1001 amino acids.
CCAUGCCCCUGGUAGAUCUACGAUGCAUGGAAACUUCACCCCGGUAAGGCAGGUUAGGUACCUUAGCCGCCGAAUUCCUUGCCGUUGUGACUUUAGGCCUAGCUGGGUUAUUUAGGUACCUAUUAUUAGUGUAGCAGAAGUGAUUGCCCCGUGCCCCGCUGUACGCUGGUCAGCUCGUCUCAAGCAAGCAAGCUUGUAUUUUAAAUCUUAGUUGGCUGUCGGGCCCUGAAGAUGGGGAAAUAGUUCCCCAUUCGGGCCUUGGCGAGUCUCGCGCCAAUUCUGCUUUUCCCCAUGUCCUGGCGUCGCUCGCACUCGAGGUCCUGAGCAGCGUCUCCGGCCUGGGGAGCGGUCAAGAUGGAUUCCCCACGACCAGAAAUAGACCUUGAGAAGGAGCUUACCUGCUCUAUCUGCACCGAACUGCUCUACCAGCCUCUCACCCUCCUCGACUGCUUGCACACCUUUUGCGGCGCCUGUCUCAAGGAGUGGUUUAGCUGGCAGGCAACCGCCGCCGAGAAUGCGCCCACGCCGCCGGCGCCGGGGUCGCCUAUCUUUACCUGUCCGUCAUGCCGUGCCUCGGUAAGGGACACGAGGCACAACGCCACCGUCGCUACGCUGCUGGACAUGUUCCUCGCCGCCAACCCUCACAAGUCAAAGUCAGCCGAGGAGAAGGCCGAGAUGAACAACAAGUACAAGCGUGGCGACCGGGUCCUGCGCCGACUCAACAUCCCCGAGAAGACGCCCGAGCAGCGACGGUUGGACGAAGCGGAGAGGGUCCUUAUCGAGGAGGUGCGGCAGAUGAGCCUGAGAGAAGCUAUUGCCGAGUCGUCAUCUCGGCGCUCGACGCCACCAAGACGAAGCGAGAGCAGGUCCCGGGACGGCGGGUCGAGGCCCAGCCGAGAGCCCAGCAGAGAACCGCAGAGGGGGACUAGGGCGAGAGACGCUCGGGAGAGGGCGAGGAGACAGGCUGCGGAUGAAGAGACGAGACGCCGCGCAGAACAGACGGCUGCCAUGCGACAGUCGGAGGGACGACCGAGAGAUGAGGGUCGACCGCGCAGAAGUGGAUCGAGGCAGAGAUCGGCGGCAGAGCUGUCCGAGGCGAGCAGGCGGCACAUCGAGCACCAACCGUCGCUGAGGUCGCUCAUAAGCUCAUCGGACAUAGGCUCCAUGGAUAUUGAACGGGAGAUUGAGGAGUUCGCCCGGCAGAUCCAGGAGGAAGGCUUACUCGAAGGGUUGGAUCUCGACAACCUGGACUUGAAUAACAACGAUGAACUGAGCCGGAAGAUUACUGAAGCUUACAGAAGAAGGCAACGGCAACGGUCGAGGACCGAAGCUGCGCGGAGGAGCAAUGCCAGCGGGGACUCCCCUCACUCUGACCCGGCGACGGCGGAGAAUCAGACCCGCCCAGCUGAUUCAUCCCGAGCAUCGUCCCGACCAACGAGCAGGCAGAGGCCACAAUCCAGGUCGCUGAGCACAACCCGACAGGCGGACGACCGGAGCAGACCGCCACUAUCUUCUGCCGCAGCCCAUCUCGAAGUUGAAGAACCGAUCAGGAGACAUCGACGGCGGACUACUAGUGGCGGGAGGAGUGCCACCGUCCCAGUCCCCAUUGCAGAGCCCGACGCGAGACCCGCAGCUCGCUCCCAGACCGACCUUACCCUGCAACCCCACGAGUCGGAUAUGCCUCUGGGUCGGCCAAGCAUCGGCGGCGAGGUUAGAAGCUCGAGUACUCCGAUGAUUGGCACAUCAACCCAAGCUGCCUCGGGACCAGCGAAUGCUCGGAACCUGCCCUUCAACGCUCGGGCGAAUAAUGCCGGCCUGGGGAUCAUACAGCUACCUCACAGUGACACCCCGCCAGAACAGGGUAGCAGUCAGGGCAAGAGAUUCCGCCGACCGGCAGAUUUAAUGCUCGGGCCUGCCGGACCGAAUUUCGCUGCGUCGGGGGGACAAUCGAGUCCCAGUCUCAGCUCGCCAUCCCUUGCCUCGCCAGGUCACCAGAGGACUGCUUCUCAACUAUACCCGGAGCCUCUCAUAACAUGUCAGCGGUGCCGGAAGCAACACAUCGAAUACGAGUUGCACUAUAACUGCUCCAUCUGCCACGGUGGAGACUGGAAUAUCUGCCUGGACUGUUACCGCCGAGGGAAGGGCUGUCAACAUUGGUUCGGAUUCGGUUACGCCGCGUGGUCAAAGUGGGAGAAGGUCCGCGGGGACGCUGACGGCAAGCUCCCGGAGCCACACGUACUCACCGCCAACAGAUACAUGCCGCCGAAGGUAACCUCAGGGGCGGCAGACGGCCGUCAGACCCUGACAACGCAAAACCCAUCAGAGCGCCUGCAGAGCGGGACCUUCUGUUCUCGCUGCUCAGCUUGGACAAACGAGUGCUUCUGGCGCUGCGGCAUCUGCAACGAGGGGGACUGGGGGUUCUGCACCGACUGCGUGAACCAAGGCCGCUGCUGCACCCACCCGCUCCUCCCGCUGGCCUACAGCCCCCCGCCGCGGCGAGCGGCCGCGCCGCUCUCCUCCCCGACGACCUCGAGCCCCCGCUCGCCGGGGGGCAGCCCCCGCCCACCCGCGGCAGCAGCAGCAGCAGCAGCCGCCGACGCCGUCCCAGCCACCGGCGUCUUCCGACCCCUAGCCUUCACCGCGCGCUGCGACGUCUGCCAGCACGCGAUCCCGCCCGCCCGGCCGCGCUUCCACUGCUACUCGUGCGGCGGCAGCGGCGGCGGCUACAACGUCUGCCAGGCUUGCUACGGGGGUCUCGUGGCGGGCGGGGCCGUCAGCGCCGAGAACGGCCCCGCCGGGUGGCGGCGGUGCCCGCACCAGGGAGCGCACCGGAUGGCCGUCGUGACCGGCGUCCUCGCCGAGUCCUCCGCCGAGGGCGGCGGCGGCGGCGGCGGCGGCGGGGACGGAGGCGGGCAGUGGUGGAGGUGCGUCGUCCGCGACUGCGUCGGGGGCCGGAAGCUCCAGCAGCUCGAGCAGCAGCAACAGCAGCAACAGCGGCGCGACCCUGCGUCCGCGUCCGCCACUGCCUUGUUGCAGACCUGGUACUGGUUCGAGGGGGAGCAGAGGCGAGAGCGGCUGGUCAGCAGGGACGUGGCGGCGGUGGUGGAUCCCGGGGAAGGGGCAGCAGCAGGGGCAGGGGCGGACGGGUUCCCGCCCGACGGCGGCGGCGGGAUGAGGGCGGUCGCGAGGUGGGGUUGGUACCCGGCCGCCGGGGCCGAGGACGAGCUCCUGUUCCCCCGGGGCGCCGAGAUCCGCGAGAUCGACGACGUCAACGGGGAGUGGUUCCACGGCGUGUACAUGGGUGCCAAGGGCCUAUUUCCGGCUCCCUAUGUGCAGAUUCUGGACGGCCAGGAUGGUUGAUUGACGAAUGAAAUUGGGUCACGGGGUUGUUUCGGGCUAUUUGACGUGGAUGACUUGACGUAGCGUUUUUUGAGGUUGAUCUAUAUAUACAUAUACAUAAUAUCUUGGAUGGAGAACAGUUGUCUGAAUUAUGGAUAGUCUCA